Messenger RNA from Drechmeria coniospora, 639 nucleotides. RefSeq lists its product as uncharacterized. NCBI's taxonomy places the organism in Eukaryota, Fungi, Ascomycota, Sordariomycetes, Hypocreales, Ophiocordycipitaceae. Bases 1 to 639 code for a protein of 212 amino acids. The transcript has a single exon. The record is from RefSeq and is a predicted model, not a curated record.
AUGCAACACGUCGGUGCAGUCGGCAUAGCUUUUCUGUUGGGCCAAGACAACACGUCAGCAUUGCCUCGCAUGAUUGCUGGAUGCGACAAUGGCAAUAAACCUACUUUGCACUCGGCUGAUAUAAUCGGUGUCUUGCCAGGCUUUGGCUCCGACCUCCUCGCCGCCAUCGUCUCCUCCGCCUGGGAAUCGACGGGCGCGGAGAGCGCACCGGCGACGAGGAGAGAUGCCAGGGUCAAGGCGGAAAGGGCGAGUCGGGAAAGCAUUCUACUUUUGCGUCAGCCCAUGGUCGUCGUCGGCCUCGGGCGCGAGAGAGGGUGUGGGGAGCCGGCUACUUCAGUGCGGGAUGUGGUACGGGCAGCGGCGAUUCCUGUCGACGUUGGCACGAGGUUCGAACACGGCAGGGCGAGUGGUGGGAUGAAUGGUAGAAUCGUCUGUCCGAGCCUUUGCUCGUCGUCCUCGAAGCCGGCGAAGGUGGUGCCUUUUAACGACGCCGUUGAGCCCGACUCCGACCACAUUCCGCAGUGGAGCCAUCACCUCAGGCGACCGACAGUGGCCGACAGUCGCCCUGGCCGGAUCCCCAUCGAACCAGCUUGGCCAGAAAGUUGGACGUCUGCACGCCAUGGCACCGGUGAUGGCUGA